Messenger RNA from Toxorhynchites rutilus septentrionalis, 789 nucleotides. It is a transcript of the gene ND-ASHI, whose product is annotated as NADH dehydrogenase [ubiquinone] 1 beta subcomplex subunit 8, mitochondrial. Lineage: Eukaryota; Metazoa; Arthropoda; Insecta; Diptera; Culicidae. Gene Ontology annotation, cellular component: mitochondrion. The record is from RefSeq and is a predicted model, not a curated record. The transcript is spliced from 3 exons. Bases 78 to 602 code for a protein of 174 amino acids.
CGUAUGACAGCCAUCAGUUCGAUAAAUAUAUUUUCUGAUCCGUUCGACCGACGACUGCUCCAGUCGUGUUUCGAAAAAUGGCAGCAUUAAUUAAAGGAUUGAAACUUGUGUCACAAAUAUCCUCCAGGAAUUCAGCAUUGCUGGCCGUUGCUACCAGGAAUGCCCAUGGCUGGAACAAGGAUUUCAAACCAGGUAAAUUCCCGGAAACCGAGAAGGAGCGGGAAGCUGCUGCGCGAAAAUAUGGUUUACAUCCAUCUGAGUACAAAGUGUAUCCGGAUAAUGGUCUCGGUUACGGUGACUAUCCCAAACUGCCCGACGUACCUGUAGAAUCCAAAGAUCCUUAUUAUCCGUACGAUUUUCCGGAGCUCAGAAGGAAUCUACAUGAACCGAUGCAUGCUGAACCGGACUUCUGGGGCGAAGAUCGUUAUGGCUCAGCAGAGCCCCUACGUUACUCUCAGAGAACAUAUGUUCUGACGUUUCUGGCCGUGAUGACCGGCUGUUUCAUCAUUUACUAUUGGCUCGAAGAUUAUAAAAUGUUCCGGCCGGUAAUGGCCAAGCAAUAUCCCCACGAAGGCAAAAAUUACACAUUCGAGUCAAAAUAAACGAAAAGCUUCUAUCGAUUGUCGCUCUUUGGAGAAGCUUGAAAACAUUUUUUGUAAUGAUUCUCUCCAUUGGUGAAAUCGAAUCGAGUUUUUUGAAUAAUUAUCGAAAUUUGUAGGGAAAGCAGAAGUUAUCGUGUUGCUUGUUCAAUAACGGUGAAAUACUGUAAAUAAAUUGGUUACAAAUCGA